UUCUUCAUAAUACGCAGCUCCACGUGAGAGCAUCGUGUAAACAAUAACAUUUCUUUAUUGCAUCAUAAAUUAAACGAUUUAAAUAGUUAAAAUGCGUAUUGAAGUGUGUUAUUUUUGUUCCAGCAAGAUCUACCCUGGGCAUGGCAUUCAAUUUGUGCGAAACGACAGCAAGAUUUUCAAAUUUUGUCGAUCGAAAUGCCACAAAGCGUUCAAAAAGCGCAAGAAUCCACGUAAGGCCAAAUGGACCAAGGCUUAUCGUAAAACCGCUGGCAAAGAACUCACGGUCGAUCCAAGCUUUGAAUUUGAAAAACGUCGCAAUGUUCCAAUCAAAUACAGAAGAGAAUUGUGGGAAAAAACGGUUGACGCCAUUCAACGUGUCACCGAAAUUAAAAACAAACGCACCGGUUUGUAUGUCAUGCAGAGAUUACGCAAGGGCCGUGAAAAGGAAAUCGAAAUGGACGUUAAAGAUGUACAGAAGAAUAUGUCAUUGAUUCGAUCUCCAGCUGCCGGUUUGAAAGAACGUCAAGCAAAGGAAGCCGCACAACAAGCAGCAAUGAUGGAUGAAGGUGAUGACGACGAUGACGAAAAUAUUACAUACGUUGACGCCAAACAACUCGAAAAGCAAUUGGCUCAAAAUGCAGCCAUGGAUUCAGACGAAGAAAUGUUGGCGGAAGAGAACUAAAUAUACUUUCUUUUAGUUUUAAGUUUCUUGGUGCGAUUAAGAGAUAGAAGGCAAAAUUAAAAUGUUUCUAAAUAUGUUUCCAUUUUAUUUUAUUUUACAUCAAUAAAAAUGUAAUGUUAAAAAUGUAAAUAAACAUAAUACACUGUAA
Messenger RNA from Contarinia nasturtii (swede midge), 830 nucleotides. RefSeq names its product probable ribosome biogenesis protein RLP24. Bases 92 to 682 code for a protein of 196 amino acids. Gene Ontology annotation, biological process: ribosomal large subunit biogenesis. NCBI's taxonomy places the organism in Eukaryota, Metazoa, Arthropoda, Insecta, Diptera, Cecidomyiidae. Gene Ontology annotation, cellular component: nucleolus. The record is from RefSeq and is a predicted model, not a curated record. The transcript is spliced from 2 exons.